Molecule: messenger RNA, 1116 nt
Organism: Peronospora farinosa
Lineage: Eukaryota; Oomycota; Peronosporomycetes; Peronosporales; Peronosporaceae
Source: the annotation of a GenBank genome assembly
AUGCACGUGCUCUUCCAGCUCUCUGUCGCGGCUCUUGCAGCCUCCAUCGUCUCCGCCAACCAUGUGUUAGUACUAGGCAAGUCUUCUGCUCCAUUAUGGCAUGAUACUCGUACUUCUGCGGCUUUUUCGUCCUCCGGAUUGGCCAAUUUAGCGCUGAACUCGCUCGGUCUCCCUACAGGACGAUUUUCUUCACAUUCUGCCGUCCAGAGCCCGCUCCAGGCUGAUAUUUUCACACAUAGUGAAGCCUAUUCUUUGGUGAUACUGGAAGACGCGUCGAUAUCCAGUUUAGAGGCUGUAAAUGCCGCUCUAAGCGACGUUAACGCGUUUCACGAGCUGUAUCUGGCCCAAGCCUGUAAAUUGAAUGUUCCAAUGGCUGUAGCACAGAAAUUUCGAGUCAAAUAUCCUUCAGCAGCUCACUGUGCUGGUAAUGCAGCUCUCUGCUCGAGUUUGGAGGCUUUUACGCCUCUAGAAAGUGAGAAAUUGGUGCACCAAGUGCUUGAAACCAACAGUUUCUUGAGCGCCAGUGACGACCAAGACAUUGCCUUUGCUAAACAAUUAGCACAAGUGAUGCAACUUACUGCUGAUAUGAAGCAGCAUGGAGAUGAAAAGAGGUUGUACAUUGUCGGAAUCUCGAGGCUUCAUGGAGACAAACAGCAGCCAGCACAACAAGUUGUGACACGAAUUGUGACGGACUUUUUGGCUCAAUUGAUGGAGAGAGAACAGGUUGUAGCUGCCCAAGUUAUGAUGGGCGAGUUACCAACAGCAGUGCAGCAGGUUGCUGCGCUUUCGCGUCGAAAGUUGGCGUCGGGUCUGACUAAAGAGGCGAGUGAUGGUAAAGAUGAAGAUGAAGAAGAGGACGAAGACGCGGACCUAACAAACGCGAGUGGUGGUGAGUGGGAAAAUGACGAUAACACUACUAGCGCGACCAACUCCUCGGCUCCUGGAGUAGUUUCGAUGCAAGAUAUUGCCGAGUACCAGAUCAUCUUGUGGACGUCGGUGCUGCUGGGUGCUGUGCUGCUGGGCGCUGUGUUGACAAUGGCUAACAUGGACGCAGGUCGGGACAGUCUACUCUACGCCAAGUUUAUUGCCGAUGUAAAUGGCCGCAAGACCAACUAA